AUGUCGAGAUUUUGUGCUCUUGGUGCAUGGACAUGGCUCAUCGGGAGUUGGAUCCCAGCAUUUCCCGCUUGCGACAUCUCGGUGAUCGCCGCAACGAAUAGCGCCUUUGCAGCACAGAAGGUGGAUGGGAGCGUCAUCACCUGGGGUGACGCAGCCUCCGGAGCUGACUCAAGUGGUGUGGCAGCAGUCCUGGCCAGUCGCGGGGUGUCUUUCAUCUAUUCAAACGAGUGUGCAUUCGCUGCGAAGAUGUUGGACGGGUCGUUGGUCCCCUGGGGUGGCGCUACCUGCGGCGGCGAUGCUAGCUCCGUGGCAGGUGAGCUUGAUGAUGGAGUUACGGAGGUUUACACCAUAACCCAGGGCUUUGCGGUACGAAAGUCUGAUGGCAGGGUUAUCACAUGGGGAGCAACUUCAAGUCCUUCGUUUGCAUCCGCAAUGGUCCAUCUCACAACAGGAGUAGAUUCCAUUGUCAGCUGCGGUGAUGAGUUCGCCGCCUUGAAGCUCGAUGGGACCGCGGUCAGAUGGGGACCCCUCUUGCUUGAUGCCGAGGUGAUAUCCGGGGUUCUCAGCAUUCAGCCUAUGGAGCACUACAACGUAGCUUAUGAGGAUCCUCGAUAUCGCUGCGCAUUCUUCAAGAGUGGCAAUAGCGUGAGCAUUUCUGCAGCUGGUUCUUCUAUGUCUUCGAGUCUUACACAGACAGAGAGCCUAUCAGCAGGACGAGGCAUGUAUGCAGCAGGGCCAGAUACGGGAUCUUCGCGCUCCUACAGUAUCUGGAAGCAAAACGGAGAUGUGGAGCAACUAUUGUUUCCUCCAUCGCUUUACGCAGCAUGGCGCAAUCCGCAGGUUCCCCUUGCGACCCGAAAUGUGGUGGACGGGCCUGUUUCGUCGGUUACUGUGAGCGGAGGUGCUUACGCCUGCCUCAAGCAGGAUGGUAGCGUGCAUACGUUUGGCUGGGACAAUUACGGCUCAAAGCCAGAUGAUGAUGGGGUUGGAAACCUGCUCACAUCCGACGUCGAAGCCGUUGUCGCAAGUGGGGUUGCUUUUGCAGCCCUGAAGACUGACGGCACCCUGGUCAGCUGGGGAAAAGAUGUGCCAACGGGAUUUACCCUCUCCGGUGUGGUGCAGGUGGUGUCAAGCCAUGAAGCUUUCGCAGCAGUCAAGGAGGAUGGCAGUGUUGCCACAUGGGGAAAGUCGACUUACGGAGGGGACUCCAGUGCAGUCGCUGGCCAGUUGGCAUCCGGGAUCGAGUUCAUCCAGGCCACAGGCGCUGCUUUCGCAGCCAAGCAUGUGGACGGAAGUGUCAUUACCUGGGGAGAUGGCGCAAAGGGUGGGGAUUCAGGUCUGGUCGCAGAUCAGAUCUCAUCUGGAGUUGCCACGGACCCUUGCUUUACACGAACCUCCACAACGGGCACUACAUCAACGCACACGCUCACCACAGUGACGGGCACUUCGUCCACCAAAACGUCAGCGACGGAGACGAGCUUCACGAGCACGAGCACUACGACGACGCUCACUCAAACGUCGUCCACCAGCAGCACGACCUCGACGACUGGGACAUUGCUGACGGCAACAACGCUCACGUCCACCACGACCAGCUGCAACACAUGCGUGUCAAGUGGUGGCAAUCGAGAGCCGCUCGACGAGCCUCUUGACCCGCUACUUAUUGCUGCCCUGGCCACUGGGUGCGGUGCUAUGGUCCUCUUGGUCGCUUGCUGGAUCUAUAACUACAAUCGAAGUGGGAAUUGCUGGACCAGGAUGCUGAGGUUCUUCAACGGAGAGACGGCAACCUUCGAUGCAGGUCAGGGCACGCAGAUCGGAAGCGCAGCAAACUCGGCAGACGCACAGAUCCAGGCAGACGCACAGAUCCAGUCGAUUUAG
Symbiodinium natans is the source of this 1875-nucleotide messenger RNA. NCBI's taxonomy places the organism in Eukaryota, Dinophyceae, Suessiales, Symbiodiniaceae. The record is from the annotation of a GenBank genome assembly.